GGCGUCAGUGAGCUACGACAGUUACGACGCCUCGAUGAGUACACGAAUACCAUAAUGAGCAACGCGGCACGACGACGUCGACUACAAGACUGCCGAGGAAAUCGGAGGGUCGAUAUAUGCCGCAGACCUGAGGCACGGAAACUGACGCAGACGCGUCACACCCCAAACGACCUCUCACUGGCAGCUUGCUCUCAGCUCGAUCAAGCUCAGUCCCGGGGUAUCUCCUCCCGCCGCGGCUAUCUCCUCUAUACUGUUUGUCCGGUUCAUGGAUGACGUUCAUGAUUAAGAACAUUUCCGGGGCCUCGGGCGGAUCCUUUACAUCGUGACGUCCAGUAUGAAUGGGACAGACGGCAUCUCACUCAACGAGUUCAUCUUAAGCAUGCCCUAACACUGCAUCGCGCUCAUGGAAGGCAUUGGUGUU
This is a messenger RNA of Fomitopsis serialis, 421 nucleotides long. RefSeq lists its product as uncharacterized. The transcript is spliced from 5 exons. The record is from RefSeq and is a predicted model, not a curated record. The coding region runs from base 55 to 273 and encodes 72 amino acids. NCBI's taxonomy places the organism in Eukaryota, Fungi, Basidiomycota, Agaricomycetes, Polyporales, Fomitopsidaceae.